AUGAAGAAGGAGGAGGAGGCGCAAACCUGCCAAAAAAGAUGCAAAGGGAUAGCUAUAAAAACAGGCGAGAAAAAAAGGGAGAGAGAGUUGGAAGAAGCUGGAGAACUGGAAAUGGAGACCAACCGUGAAGGAGUCGAAAGAAAGAAGUCUACGAGCUCUAAGGAUGAACGAAAACAGUUGAUUGAUUGAUGGAAUGGAAUGGAAUGGCUGAUGAUUGCCGAGAUGGAAGCAGAAAAAGCAGGGAGAACCAGGUCCGAAAUCUAAGAUGGGUGUUGUUUUUUCUGAUGGCAAAUAAACUAGAGAGAUGUAUAUAUAAGAUGGAGGGUUUGAAGAAGGAGGAAGGGAGAGAAGUAUGUGAGGAGACUGCACACGGCCCACACACACCUCUCCACCACUCCACCACUCCGCGGUACAAAGCAAACAGGGACCGGACCAUACACGACCACGACCACAUACCUCCACCGACCAAUCAAUCCACCACCUCCACCACACACCGACACAAACACGCCAGCCAUCCAUCCGGAUCAACAACAAAACUUUAAAACAACAGCAAAGAAAGAAAA
Molecule: messenger RNA, 563 nt
Organism: Puccinia graminis f. sp. tritici CRL 75-36-700-3
Lineage: Eukaryota; Fungi; Basidiomycota; Pucciniomycetes; Pucciniales; Pucciniaceae
Exons: 1
Coding region: 1-189 (62 amino acids)
Source: RefSeq, a predicted model, not a curated record